Micromonas pusilla CCMP1545 is the source of this 1650-nucleotide messenger RNA. RefSeq lists its product as uncharacterized. Gene Ontology annotation, cellular component: RecQ family helicase-topoisomerase III complex; nuclear body. The record is from RefSeq and is a predicted model, not a curated record. The transcript has a single exon. NCBI's taxonomy places the organism in Eukaryota, Viridiplantae, Chlorophyta, Mamiellophyceae, Mamiellales, Mamiellaceae. Gene Ontology annotation, biological process: resolution of meiotic recombination intermediates; double-strand break repair via homologous recombination. The coding region runs from base 1 to 1650 and encodes 549 amino acids.
AUGCCGACGACGACGACCGCCGAGCGCGCGCGCGUCGCCUUCGCCGAGCUCGGCAUCCACCUCUCGUCGUCGUGGCUCGACGCGUGCGCGACGCACCUCUCGUCGUCGGUCCCCGGCUUCGAUCGCAAGUCGCCGAGGGAGAGCACGGACGAGAUGUACCUCCAGUUCUUGCGCGCGGACAUGAACGUCGCGGGAUCGGGCGUCCUCCCGAGCUCGCUCUCGACGCUCCGCGACGGCGCGGUCGUCGAGGGGCGCGUCGUCCUUCAGAUCGACGAGAUCGUGAACGUCACCGCGUCGUUCAACGAUCGGUACGUCGAUAAGCGCGCGGGGGGCGACCGGACGCUGAAGCUGAUGCUCACGGACGGGAAGCAGCGCGUCGUCGCGUGGGAGUAUCGCCCGAUACGCGCGCUCGGGGUGCUGACGGAGGCGGGAUGCAAGGUGGCGGUGACGGACGCGGAGGUGAGAGGCGGCGAGCUGUUUCUCACGGAGGAGAGCGCGGCUAUCCUCGGAGGGGGGGUGGACGCGCUGGAGGCGCGGAGAAGGCGCGCGGUGGAGGCGUGGGCGCGGCCGAACCGACCGGCCGCCGCCGGCGGCGCGCGGGUGGGGAGGGAGGAAGCCGUCAGGAGGGCGGCGGCGGGGGAAGCGGGCGCGAACGGCGCGGCGGCGGCGGCGGCGGCGGCCGCGCCGCCGCCCGCGGCGCCCGCGCGAGAGCCGCCCGCGCCGGCGCGACCUCCGGUCGCAGCCGCGCGUCCAUCGCCGCCGCCGGUCGCGAGAGCGCGCGAGCCCGCGCCGAUGGUCGACCUGACGAACGACCAGGAGACGAUGACGCACGCGGUCGCCGCGCCGCCGCCCGCCGCCGCCGCCGCCGUCGCCGCCGCGAAGAGAAAGCGGACCGUGAAGAUAGACGACACCAGCGACGACGACACGCCGGCGAAGCCGGACGCGGCGUCACCGGUCGUCGCGCGGUCGUCGCAGAGGUUGCGCCGGGCGUCGGCGUCGGCGUCGGCGUCGCAUCAGCAGCAGCAGCAGCAGAGAUCGAAAGAGGAGGCGGCGGCGGCGGCGGCGGCGGCGACAGCGGCGGCGCCCGCGGCGACGACGUGCAAGUCCCCGGGAUGGGCGAUGGGCGUCGUCAAGAGCAAACCGUUCGCGUACCUCGCCGCGAUCGCCGCGCUCAGGACCGCGCGCGGGGCGAAGCCCCACGCCGCGGCGACGAAGAAGGAAAACGUCGUCUUCUACGGCUGGAUGGCGAAGGUCGGGACGCUCGCGCUGCGCCGCGAAGAGGAAAGAAGUAACGCGUGGACGUUGAGCGUUAAAGCCGUUUUCGAGGACGGCACCGGCGCGGUCGUCGUCGACGUCCCGACCGCGGUCAUCGCGCGGGUCACGGGCGGGGAGUUAACCCCGGACGCGUACGCGGCCGCGUCGAUCGAACGCCGAAAAGCGAUGGCGGCGCGCGCGCUGACGUUUUUUCACGCGUUUCAUGGAAAGAUAUCCAUGGCCGUGAGCGUCUACGACGACGAUGCGCCGCCGCGCGUGAACAAGAUGUUCGGGCCGGAGGACACGUGCGACGCGAUGGACGUGAAGAAGCUAGGGAUGCGGUACGAGAAGAUGCGCGCGAAGUUUAAGGUCACCGGCGGCGGGGCGUCUCAGUGA